CUCACCAGCAGCAUCAGGGAUCUAGUAACAACUAAAUUAUUUUUAUACUAUUAUAUUCAAUACUGUAUCUGUAUCAAUAUUGAAAGAUGGGUGCCUACAAAUAUUUAGAAGAACUCUCCAGAAAGAAACAAUCUGAUGUUUCCAGAUUUUUACAAAGAGUCAGAGUAUGGGAAUAUCGUCAAAAGAAUGUUAUUCACCGUGCUACUCGUCCUUCUCGUCCAGACAAAGCUAGAAGAUUAGGCUACAAAAAUAAACAAGGUUUUGUUAUCUACAGAAUUCGUGUUAGAAGAGGUAACAGAAAGAGACCAGUUCCAAAAGGUGCUACUUACGGUAAACCAACUAACCAAGGUGUUUCUCAAUUGAAAUACCAAAGAUCAUUACGUGCUACUGCUGAAGAAAGAGUCGGCCGUAGAGCUUCCAAUUUAAGAGUCUUGAACUCCUACUGGAUCAAUCAAGAUUCUACCUACAAAUAUUUCGAAAUUAUUUUAGUUGAUCCUUCUCACAAAGCCAUUAGAAGAGAUGCCAGAUACAACUGGAUCGUCAACCCAGUCCACAAACAUCGUGAAGCCAGAGGUUUAACCUCCACCGGUAAAAAAUCAAGAGGUAUCAAUAAAGGUCACAAAUUCAACAACACCAAAGCUGGUCGUCGUCACACCUGGAAAAAACACAACACUUUAUCUUUAUGGAGAUACAGAUCCUAAGUUUCUUGAAGGAUUUUUAUUUUUUAAGAAAUACUCAUUUUUCAAAUUUAUUAACACUUAUUUGUUGAAUAUUUAAUAUAAUUACGUAUUUUAAUCUAUAUUAAAAUGGGUC
Messenger RNA from Ascoidea rubescens DSM 1968, 813 nucleotides. RefSeq names its product 60S ribosomal protein eL15. Gene Ontology annotation, biological process: cytoplasmic translation. The record is from RefSeq and is a predicted model, not a curated record. The transcript is spliced from 2 exons. Gene Ontology annotation, cellular component: ribosome; cytosolic large ribosomal subunit. Lineage: Eukaryota; Fungi; Ascomycota; Saccharomycetes; Ascoideales; Ascoideaceae. Gene Ontology annotation, molecular function: RNA binding; structural constituent of ribosome. Bases 87 to 701 code for a protein of 204 amino acids.